AUGCCACACCCCAAUAUACGAGAGAAACACCAGGGAAAAGCCAAGAGAGAAGAGCCAGAGAGAACAAUUGGAGCCGUGCGAGUUGUAGAAGCUAGGACAAUUCCAGAGAGAGCUCUGCUGGCACCUGUGUUAACGUGUUCAUUUAUCAAGAUACUAGGGCCUACUUUCGUUCCCUCCAGCUGCUCUAGGACUUCAUUCUCCGUCAAUUGUAAGCACAUUAAUAAUGCGACCAUAUUUUUUCGUGCGUUUCUUUUUUCUUUUUUUUUUAUUUAUUUUUUAGUUGAUUACAGGAAAACUGUGGCGCGCCUUGGUCAAGCGCAUGCCCUGGUAUGCUGGAGCGCAGAGCUUGGGUAUGGCUUCCCUAUGCGUUAG
This is a messenger RNA of Dujonia railenensis, 372 nucleotides long. Lineage: Eukaryota; Fungi; Ascomycota; Pichiomycetes; Serinales; Debaryomycetaceae. The record is from the annotation of a GenBank genome assembly.